This is a messenger RNA of Pestalotiopsis fici W106-1, 897 nucleotides long. RefSeq lists its product as uncharacterized. The transcript has a single exon. The record is from RefSeq and is a predicted model, not a curated record. Lineage: Eukaryota; Fungi; Ascomycota; Sordariomycetes; Amphisphaeriales; Sporocadaceae. The coding region runs from base 1 to 897 and encodes 298 amino acids.
AUGAGCCCAGAACAACUCGACUCCAUCACGACUCUCUUCUCACGACUUGGGAUGGAUAUAUCCACUCUAGUUGACGAACCCAUUGUAUCACAGCUGAUAUUAUUUGGUCUUCCGAGCACUAGUCGUGUGAUGGGCGAAUCGAAGCCAAUAACCUCGUUUGAAAACCUUGGCGAAGCGCGAAAAGAGCUACAUCGUAUCGAAAUUGCCUAUGACGCUUAUUUUGAGCACAUGUCCCAGGACCAAGCCUGUUGGGCUGCUCCUAAUUUGGACUCGGUACGAUGGCCAUGGCAACGAGCCCAUUUAGUCAAGGGGGAUCAGGAUAUAUAUCGUGCUAUUUGUCGACGUUUUACAUGGUGGAACAAACGCUUUGAUCUACUUCAAGCAUCCAAAUCAUGCGAAUGGACACCUGCCGAAAAGGAAGACUUCUUGAUUCUCUGCAUAUUACAGAAGGUCUGGACGGUUCUUCUCCAGGGCAAACACGAUGUUCGAUCGCGCUUCAGCGAUUUCAAUCAUGCGGACCUCGAGGCUAUUGUGGAAAAGGCCGAGUUGUUCAUACAGACUCGGACCUUGCAUCAUCAUGUAUUCGCCUACGAUGCCGAUAUCAUACCAUCGCUAGGGUUGGCUGGGAUCUUCACUGAAGAUUCCCAUCUGCUUGGACGAAUUAUAAAGGUUCUGGAGAGAUUGAAUAGAAGAGAAGGCAUGUGGGACAGCCGCGAGAUGGCAGAUAUUCUUCGUGCUGUACUUUUGGCAAAGCAAAACCAUUGGCUCCCUAGGAAAAUCUCGCACGGCAGUGCGCAGUCACUAUUGAGCGAUCUGUUAUCCUUUGAAAUACCCUUGCUUAGUCCGACAAGUUCUAUUGCUGUUUGGGCGAGGAGCACUUUGGCUGAGGGGAAUUAG